Molecule: messenger RNA, 1347 nt
Organism: Paramecium octaurelia
Lineage: Eukaryota; Ciliophora; Oligohymenophorea; Peniculida; Parameciidae
Source: the annotation of a GenBank genome assembly
AUGAUUGACGUAAACAUAAGUCCUUUCUAAUACAAUAGGGAUAGAUCUUUCAUCAUUAUAGUAAUGUUGAUUUUGAUGGCAAAUGCAAGCUACAUGAUGAUGAUACCUCUUUUUCCCCCAUUAAUAAAAGAAAAGGGGUUCACUGAAGCUGGAAUUGGAAUUAUUAUGUGUUUUUACCCACUCGGAUGUAUACUAGCUUCUUGGAAGUUGGGUAAAAUGCAUAGUACUAAAAACAUCAUUUUUUAUGGUUUGAUUGGAUAGUUGAUAAUAUCCAUCAUUUUGGGGAUUUCAUAUUAUUUGAAUGGUGCUCUCUUUUUUAUUCUUUCAUCAAUUUUAAGAUUCUUCUAGGGAAUUGUAAAGCAAUUUAUUAAAUAUUUAGUCAAACACCAUGAUUUAGGUUCCUUCAUAUUCGAUAACUGGACAUUUGUUUUCAGAACAAGUUUCAGAAAAGAUUGCCAAAUUGGAAAUGGCUUGCAACUUUGGUUUAGUUUGUGGCCCUAUGAUAAGUGGUGUUCUAUUUAUUCUAGCAGAUAUAUAUAGCUUUAAUACUUUUCAAUACUCCUUGUAUUUCGUUGCAUUUCUAUACUUUUUCAUAGCCAUUUGUGUUGUAAUGUUUCUGGAUGAGAGGAUAUUCAACUUCAAUCAAGAGCAAUAGGAAGUUUCAAUCAAUUAUUAUGAGGUGUUUAAAAUUCAUGAAUUGAAUGUGACUUUUACUUCAUAUUUCUUCCUAGGAGUAACUGCUUAAGCAUUGCGUACUUAUUUGGUAAUCUAUAUCAAUUAACACUAGUCUGUUUAAUUGUUGGAAGUUUAUGAACUAGAUGAUGCAAAUUCUUAAUUCCUUUUUAUGAUUUACACUAUUGUAAGCUUUUUUGGAGCUUAUUAUAUAGCCGAAUAAAAAAAAUACACUUUAAAUUAGCUUUACACUUACUGUCUCUAUAUUGGAGCUUUGAGUCUUCUACUCUAUGGUCCAUCAAUGAUAGGAUUACCAAAGUCUAUUUACGUUAUAUGUUUUGCUGAUAUCAUAAGAGGAAUUGGAAUUGGAUCAGCGUAAUUCAAUUAUUAAUUUCUAGUCCUGCCAUUAUAAUGCCAUUGAUUGUGCAAAUUAUGGAGAAAUUUAAACAUAAGGAUUAAGCAGCAGAGGUUGGUUCAACUCUUUUGAUUGCAGGAUGGUCAUUAGGAGAUUUAAUUGGACCUAUUAUAGGAGGAAUAUUUAUAGAUUAAGUUGGUUUUGAUAAAACUAGUGUAAUCAUGAGUGGAGCUUUAUUUGUUAUAGGCUUUGUAUAUUAAAAAACCAGUCAUAUCGAUUAAGAACAAUCAGGAAUAGAGAUGCAAAUUCUAAUUCAUUGA